GCCAUACCACUGUUGAACCUGGGCCUAAUGCAAGUGAAAGCAUGUUGUUUUGUGGAUGUCAUCUUGGACCGCAGACAUACAAAAUAUUGCAUAGUGUUGCCUGGCUGGUUGUGGAAACGACAGCUCUAGUCUGCUGUUUGAGGUCAAAAUGAGAAUGGGUGUUGGUCACUGGGUAAUUCAGCCACUUCCUAUUAAAAUGCGCUAUGGCAUUCUUCUUUCUUUAACAGUUCUUGUUCCUCUCCAAGCCAGUCAGAGGUGAUUUUUGUUCUCUCAAUGAUCUUCAUUUCUUUAAAAUAUGAAGAGACUCCUCUUCCUAGCAGCUGUAACAGUCUGCUGGUUCCUGGUUAAAGCCAAACCUACAAUCAAAAUGAUCCCAAAAUAUGGCCUUGUGUACUGGGGAGACACUGUAACGCUGAAAUGUAGUGAGACGCCUUCUGAAUGGCUCGUCAAUGGUACAACCCACAAGCUAUCAAACAAGAACCAAAUUCUGAUCCUGCCUGCUGUGUCAUCUAAAGACUCUGGAGACUAUCGGUGUAAAACUGGAGAGGAGAGCGACAGCUUGAGCAUCGAAGUCAAGGACUAUCUCCCCCCUGCUUUCCUUACUAUUGUGUCUGAGUAUGCAGUGGUCAACAAGGAUGAAUCCCCAUUAUUUCAGCUGUUCUCAGAUGAGGGCCUAACAAACUGGUACUGCCGUAUUCUCCGAGAUGAUAGAGAGACUUAUGUGAGAAUGGAAGAAAAGGAUAAGGCCGGGAAAACCAUGCAGUUUUAUGCUGAAGUUAGAGGAGCAACUCCAGAGAUUAUUUGGUGCAAGAGAAAUGGAACGAAGGGUGUGGACACAAAACGCAGCAAUUCAAUCAGCCUCAGGAGCUCAGAUACGGAGGUGUUGUUAGAGAUCCCCCCUGAACCAGCUGUGUUGGGAGACCCUCUGACACUGAGGUGUGAGGUCAGAGGAGGUGCCAAAAUUAAUGCAGCUGAAUUCUACAAGGAUAAUGUAACACUCGGAUCUGGUGUGGAUGGUUCUUACGAGAUCUCAGUCACUGAUGGAAGUGUUGGCUCCUACACAUGCACAGCCACCUUCAGCUACACCUACGUAAAUCCUCAUGGAGCCUUAAAGAAAAAUGUGCCCUCAGCUCCUCAAACAUUAACAUUAAUCAGAGAAAGUCCACCAUCAGCCGACAUUUCUAAGGAGGAAUCAGCUCUAGUGUGUACCUGUCCUGGCUGUUCAGAUCAUCCAACGUUCCGUUGGUACCAUCGGGAACCCAAUGCUAUGUACCUUAAAAUGCGUGAGGAGAAGACAAGUGAACUCACCUAUGACCAGCCUGGAGAGUAUGCCUGCCGAGCCGUCUGGGACAAAGGUGCCUCUCGCCGCAGUAAAUUCGAAAACGUCGGGGUCGUUUCGGGUGGUUCCGGCAGCCCAGCGAUCUAUCUUGUGGUGGUGCUCAUUAUAGCAGGAUUGCUGUUUGUGGGAAUUGCAUUGCUGUGUCGUAAUAAGCGGCGCGGGCAGUCUGGCCUGCAGGGAGACGUGCCGAUGACGAGGAGGAAGAAGGCCGGCGAGGAGGGCGACGACGAGAAGGACCCCGCUUACGAGGCCCUGAAAGGCUCCGACAAAGAUGAGUACCACACCGUGCGAGUCGACGGUGCCGAUGGAGGCUACGAGGCAGUCGGGGCGGCCAGGGCGGCCAAGGCAGGAGAUGGAGGCGACGGAGGUUAUGAGGCACUCAAGGGCAAAGCGCAGGCUGAAGUGUACCACACUCUGGGGGGUCCCCAAAGUCAGGGUGCAGAUGGGGGGUAUGAAGCGCUGAAGCUCAAAGGGCAGGGUGAUGGUGAUGGUGACGUGUACCACACUCUGCAGCAGCCCCAGGCCCAGGGCGCAGAGGGGGGGUAUGAAGCUCUGAAGGGCGCUAAGCAGAGUGAAUAUGAAACCUUAAAGUCAAAGGCAGGGGAUGGGGGUGGCGGUGGCGGUGGGGAACCGGAGUAG
Molecule: messenger RNA, 1978 nt
Organism: Sardina pilchardus (European sardine)
Lineage: Eukaryota; Metazoa; Chordata; Actinopteri; Clupeiformes; Clupeidae
Exons: 8
Coding region: 296-1978 (560 amino acids)
Biological process (GO): cell surface receptor signaling pathway
Cellular component (GO): plasma membrane
Molecular function (GO): transmembrane signaling receptor activity
Source: RefSeq, a predicted model, not a curated record